Molecule: messenger RNA, 2034 nt
Organism: Myxocyprinus asiaticus (Chinese sucker)
Lineage: Eukaryota; Metazoa; Chordata; Actinopteri; Cypriniformes; Catostomidae
Product: scavenger receptor cysteine-rich domain-containing group B protein-like
Exons: 12
Coding region: 163-1926 (587 amino acids)
Cellular component (GO): membrane
Source: RefSeq, a predicted model, not a curated record
GAGAGUUGGAGAACUGUCCUGUGAGCUACAAGGAUUGUUGUUGUUGUUGUUGUUGUUGUUUUUUUGUGGUAAACUUAUUUUUGAAGAAAAUUCAAUUACUUUUAUUCUGCGUGCGAAGAAAAGCGCUUUUCGUCAAAGGUGUCCAGGUGGAUCCAUUCUGCCAUGAAAGGCCAGCGUGUAUCAGAUGGUGUGCGCAGACGCUGGAUAUCUGCCACCUGUAUCCUCACCUGCCUACUGGCAUCACUACUAAUUCUAGCCGUCAUUGUGAUUCUUCAAUUUGGAGAUCUCAAACUUAGACGAAGAUCUUUUGCCACCAAUAACACAAGAGCCGUCUCAAUGACAACACAGUCUCAAGUGCGGCUGGUGAAUGGCAGAAACCAGUGUGAGGGACGUGUGGAGGUGCUCCAUAAUGGCACAUGGGGCACGGUGUGUGAUGACGACUGGGACAUGGUGGAUGCUAAUGUGAUCUGCCGCCAGCUGGACUGUGGACUUGCAGUGGCUGUGGGGAGCAGCUCCAGAUUUGGACAAGGUUCUGGCCCAAUUCUGCUGGACAACGUGGACUGUAAAGGGGGAGAGAUGGACUUGAGUCAAUGUGGGAAUCAGGGAUGGGGGAUCCAUAACUGCUACCACUAUGAAGAUGUGGCUGUUACCUGUAGAGGCAAAAAUGUUAAUGUUGUUGAGUCUCGAGCAGGCCUAGAGCCAACUACACCGUCCCGUCUGAUCUCUGGAAUAAGAGAUGGUACCAUACGAUUGGCAAGGGGUUUGGACCGGUGCCAGGGCAGAGUUGAGAUCUACUACGGGGGCAGUUGGGGAACCGUGUGUGAUGAUGAUUGGAGCAUGAGAGAUGCAGCAGUCGUGUGCCAACAAAUCAGCUGUGGACAAGCUGUCGCCGCGACUACCAACGCCUACUUCGGCUACGGGACUGGACUGAUUUUGCUGGACAAUGUGAACUGUAAUGGUCACGAGAGUAACCUGGCUACCUGUUACAGCCUUGGCUGGGGAAUUCAUAACUGUGGCCAUCAUGAGGACGCAGGUGUCAUCUGCUCAGGUUCAACUUCCACCACUGUCCCCUCUAUCAACACAGAGACUUUAGGACGAGGAUUCAUCUUUACAGAAAGCACAGCAGUGACAGAAAUGACAGUAAUGACUCAGACGACAACCACUACGACCACUGCAGCUCCGACAACAAAAGAGAAGCCAAACAUCCGUUUAGUGAAUGGUAACAGCAGCUGUCAGGGGCGAGUGGAAGUUCUCUACUUUACUGUUUGGGGAACCGUGUGUGAUGAUGACUGGGAUAUGGACAAUGCUUUAGUGGUCUGCAGACAGCUGGGAUGCGGGCCACCCAUUGCAGCCAAAUCUCUGGCUUACUUUGGCUAUGGUUCAGGUCCCAUACUGCUGGAUAACAUCGACUGUCGUGGCAAUGAGCAAAAGCUGACCGACUGCUUUAAUCUGGGGUGGGGACAGCACAACUGCGGCCAUCAUGAAGACGCCGGAGUUAUCUGUGCACCUGCUCUGCAUUUUGAGGUAAUUGCAAGAGACUUUGGGUUUGGGAUAACAGAAAAGAUUACUAAAACUACAACUGCAACUACAACAACAACGCCAGUGGAAGGUACCAUGAGGCUCGUAGGUGGGAUUCAUCGCUGCGAGGGCCGCGUGGAGAUUUACCUGAGGGGAGAAUGGGGUACCGUGUGUGAUGACGCUUGGGAUCUUCCAGAUGCCAAGGUGGUGUGUAGGCAACUGGGCUGUGGGGUGGUCCGAGCCGCACAAGUGCAGGCGUACUUUGGGCCUGGUCAUGGCACAAUCCUCCUGGACAAUCUAAAAUGCACCGGCACAGAAGCUACUCUCAUGCAGUGCUCACACAUAGCAUGGAAUGUCCACAACUGUGACCACUCAGAGGAUGCCAGCGUCACAUGUGAACUCUCAUGACUCCACCCACAGUUAGCCCCGCCCACCACUCUGGUAAAGGUUUUGACUCCAGGACUUGUAUACAUUUUGUAAAUAACACCUCAUGGCAAUCCUGUAUGGGGGCCCACA